Cladocopium goreaui is the source of this 414-nucleotide messenger RNA. The record is from the annotation of a GenBank genome assembly. Lineage: Eukaryota; Dinophyceae; Suessiales; Symbiodiniaceae.
AUGGGAUUUCUCGACGAGGCAGUUUACUUCGCAGGGAAACCAGAAGGCUGGGAGAGAGGGGAGGUGCUGAGUAUGUCAAAGGUGCAAAGAACUCCUUUCUUUGACAUACUCUUCACAUGGAGAAAGGAGGGCACUGGCAAGAGUCCCGACCCGGGCGCCUACAAGCUGAACAUGACCCAGGUCUACAAGACCCAGCCUGUGCCGUUCUUUGGUUCAGAAUCCAGGGAAAAGGCGCUAAUGAAGCCAUCCAAUGGUGCGCCAGGGCCAGGGCACUACCCGCUGAUGAAGGAACUUGGUGGCAAUGUCACCACCCGAAUCAGUCCCUCAUUCUCCUUUCAGGGUCGGCGGAAGCCGCCGAGGUCGGACAAGGAUACGGCUCCUGGGCCUUCAUUUACGGUGGUCACCUGCUUCUGA